CCGAAAAAGAAAAAGAAAAAGAAAUUUGCUUCGACCUCUUCAUCAUAUUUAAAUCAAAGAAAACGAUUUUCUUUUUCUUACUACCUCCGAGUAUAAGAAGUUGGACAUGGCUAUUGGUAGAAUUAAAUUAAGGAAUAUUGUUAUUUGUUGAGAAGUAGAGAUACGUGGAGUAAUUAAAUGGUGGAGAGUUGUGAUUGGUUGGGAAUGUGAUGUUAUUAGAAAUGUUAUAUUUUGAGAUAAAUUCUAAGAGCUAGGAGCUAUUAUUAUUAUUAUAUUAUAUUUUGAAUGCUUUGGGACGAAGGAAGUAUGUUUCAAAUGGUAGUACCAUGCAUUUUGACGAGAGCGAGGAGGCCGACGAAAUAGCAAUGAUCACGGGCCGGACAUGUCGCGGACGCGGCGCGCACACGCCGACAAGCAGUUCGCUCUCCACCCAUUCCUUCCACGUUUCCCCCCUCGCCCCAAUCACGCGCGUUAACUCCCGCGCCGCGCCGCCGGCCACUGUGCUCGCCGCGGCACGCGCUCCCUCCCUAUAUAAGCAGGUCGCCGUGCGUUCCGUCGUUUGGCGUAGUGUGCAGGUGUAGCUAAGUUAGCAGUAGUAGUAGUAACUUGUAUGGCAAUGCCUAUGGCGGCGGCGGCGGCACGGGCUUACGGCGUUGCCACUCCUCCCGGCGGCUACGUCUCGUUUGCGUGUGCUGCCAUGGCGACGACGCGCACCGGCGCGAGGAGAGCGGCCGCCGCCGUCGUCGUCCUCAGCCACGCGUCGGGGGGUGGUGGUGGCCGUGGCCCCCGGGGCGGCGGCGAGCGGGAGGAGGAGCCCACCGACGCGUCGUCGUCGUGGUUGGUUGACGAGGACAUGGCCACGCUGCGGCGGCGCAUCCGCGAGGCGAGGGAGGCGGAGGAGGAGGAGGGCUAUGGCGGCGGUGGCGGCGGUGGGCUCCCGGCGGAGUGGACGGAGCUGGAGCGGCGGCACCACGGGAGCUACGUCGCCGGCGUCCGCGGCGCGGUCGGCCUCCUCCAGGCGCUCCUGGUGAGCGCGCGGCCGGGCCUCGGCGCCGGCCUCCUCGCGCUGCUGCUGCUCGGCGUCCCGGCCUCCGUGCUCCUCGUGUCCGCGCAGCUGCUCGCCGUCGCCUCCGCGGUGCUCUCCGGUACAUGAUCGCGUCGCGUGUGCGCUUUGCGCUUGCUUGCUUGCAAAAUAGUACAGUAUAGGGUCUAAUUCGUGAAAUUUACUGUCACAGUCCAAUCAGAAACUGCAUAUGCCACCUGAAGCUAGCGUAGCUUGUUAGAUUCGCUGUGGUGGAAUCCCGGGUUCAAAUUAUAGAUUUGUCACGGACGCUCGCAUCUAUGGUUAAUUAAAUCAGUAUGAUGGUAUGCCUAACGGAUACUCGCAUUUACAGCUAAUUAAGUCAAUCUUAAGGUACGCCAACCCAAUUUUUCGGAGAUGCUCAUAGGGAUAAAGGGGUAGGGUGCAAGUGUGUAUGCGCUGUGAGCAUCCGUAUUUGUAUUGUGUUUCUAAAAAAAGAAAUUGCAUAUGCCACUAUAAGUUUAUAACA
Oryza sativa Japonica Group (Japanese rice) is the source of this 1550-nucleotide messenger RNA. RefSeq lists its product as uncharacterized. Lineage: Eukaryota; Viridiplantae; Streptophyta; Magnoliopsida; Poales; Poaceae. The record is from RefSeq and is a predicted model, not a curated record.